This is a messenger RNA of Cylindrotheca closterium, 1407 nucleotides long. Lineage: Eukaryota; Bacillariophyta; Bacillariophyceae; Bacillariales; Bacillariaceae. The record is from the annotation of a GenBank genome assembly.
AUGAAAGCUGAUUAUGAAGUGCACAACGCUAUUAUGAUUGCUCGUUGCAUGAUGCAGAUCAAGGCCAAGUUUGAUACUGAUGAAGGUCUUAACUUCAUUCAACAGUAUUACAUCAAUCAAGGACUGAAGACGUUUGGUGAUGAUGGAAAGGAUGCUGUGGAUAAGGAAUUGAGACAAAUGCCCCUGAGAGAUUGUUUCACUCCCGAAUUUGUUAAAGACAUGACCGCGUCUGAGCGAAAGAAGGCCCAAUCAGCGAUGAUGUUACUUGCAGAGAAGCAAUUGGAAAAGACAAUUAAAGGUCGCCUAGUAUUCCGAGGCGAUGGAACUCGUGAAUGGUUAUCGCGAGAGGACACUGCAAGUCCAACUGCUUUGCAGGAAGCAAUCACCACUACUUGUGUUAUUGAUACACACGAAGGUAGAGAUAUAAUGACAAUGGACGUGCCUAAUGCUUUCAUUCAAACUUAUAUGCCUGAAGCUAAGGAAGGAGAAGAUCGUAUAUACAUGAAAAUCACUGCCAUGAUGGUCCAGAUAUUGAUUGACAUGGCCCCAGAGUAUCGCAAAUACGUUGUAUUAGAGAACGGAAAGCGAGUAAUCUAUGUGCGGCAAACUAUCAGGUUUCAUGUUGAGGAUCUUAUGUCAAGUCACAUGGAUCCAAAAGUAAAUGACAAAUUUUCUAAGUGGUUGAACAUGAGAUAUGGUUCAAUCAAGGCAUGCACAAUCAUCAGAGGAAAGAUACACAGAUACCUUGAAAUGACUUUGGAUCUCUCGGUGAAAGGAAAUCUCAAGAUCCGCAUGGACGACUAUGUCAAGAACAUGUUGGAAGAUUUUCCUAUCAAGUUCAACAAGGAUUCAAAGCAGGAAACACCUGCUGGUAACGAUUUACUGGAAGCUGGUAAAGGAAGUUACUCAAUUGUUGUAUCACCUGACACUUCCGCAGAAUCACUACGAGUCAUGAAAUGGAUGAUCGACGGAUCAUUUGCGGUGCAUCCAGAUUUCAAGAGCCACACUGGCGGCACUCUGACCUUUGGAGGAGGUGCAGCUCAAGUGAUGUCAAAGAAGCAAAAGCUAAACAGCAGAAGCAGUACGGAAGCGGAACUGAUUGCUGUUGACAAUGUUGUCACAAUGUUACUAUGGACAAAGUUGUUCAUGAAGUGGCAAGGGUAUCCGAUCAAGAAGAAUAUCUUGUAUCAGGAUAACAAAAGCGCGAUUCUACUGGAAGAGAAUGGUCGCAAGAGCGCGGGCAAAAGAAGCCGAGCUAUCAAUAUUCAUUAUUUCUUUAUCACAGAUCAAGUUGAGAAAGGAAAUGUUAAGAUCGAAUACUGUCCAACUGACAAUAUGAUUGCGGAUUUCAUGACUAAGCCAUUGCAAGGUGAGAAGUUUCGCAAGUUCAGGGAUCCACAGGACUAG